AUGAAAAACGAGAAAAAUGAGGAAGUCUUCCCGAGAAUUCGCGAUAAGGUGAAAGCUAUCUUCUGGCCGGCGGCUUACUUACCAGGCAUGAAAACAAAACAGUUCUUUUUAUGGCGAUCUAUGGUGGAUCACACAGAGGGAAUACCUGAGAUCAAGGGUCCUGUUGUCCGCUACAAUCCUCCGUUGUCAAAACCCCUUCGCUGCUACUUGCUUGUACAAUUACCUCUCCUAAUCGCAUGCUUUCUACGAUUUGAUCAGAUCCGUUCGUCCCUCUGCUGGCCUGAGUUCCUUUUCCGAUAUGCCUUUCUUGUCGCAUUUCUGCAAAUGUUCGGAUACUAUCUCGAUCAAAGGUUGUCGUUACUCAGUGAUCUUCGACGCAUCACGGUUGACGCUAUCGAUAUUGCUCGGACAGAUUCUGGGCGACUCCUCGAUGAUCACUUAUGA
This is a messenger RNA of Cooperia oncophora, 444 nucleotides long. Lineage: Eukaryota; Metazoa; Nematoda; Chromadorea; Rhabditida; Trichostrongylidae. The record is from the annotation of a GenBank genome assembly.